GUAUCAAACAAUAUCAUCACUGGUCUCUACCACCUCUUUGCUAUACCUUCUUAUACAUCCAAGACGUUGCAAGUCUUGUCCAUCCCAAUGCUUUCGACUCAGAUCCAGCACGCCCACGCCUCGAGACAAGCUGCACAGCUUGGAAAGGCAGCAGCUUCAAGCUUCGUCCGUACUGCAUCCUCUUCUUCCUCCCUUCUUGGAUGCCCGGCCGUCCUUAGAGUCGGCUGCGCAGCGAGCCAACAACAUCGACUCUUCUCGUCAACACCCGCCACCCAACUCCGUGACUUCUUCCCCGUGAAGGAGACUGCCCAUAUCCAAAAGACCAAGCCAGCAUGGCCUCACCACGCGCAGACAUACGAAGAGAUGGCUGCUGUCGUACCUGCCCACCGAGAGCCCCGAACCAAAGGUGACUGGGUGGCCUGGAAGAUUGUGCGCCUUGCCCGAUGGUGCAUGGACAAGGCCACGGGCAUGGAUCGUGAACAACAAGUUGACAAGAAGCACCCAACAACUUCUGUUGUGGCACAGAAGCCUCUUACCGAGGCGCAAUGGUUGGUGCGAUUCAUCUUCUUGGAGAGCAUCGCCGGAGUCCCAGGCAUGGUCGGCGGUAUGUUGCGCCAUCUCGGAAGCCUUCGACGCAUGAAGCGAGACAACGGUUGGAUCGAGACACUCCUCGAGGAGAGCUACAACGAGCGGAUGCACCUCCUGACAUUCAUGAAGAUGUGCGAGCCUGGCUGGUUCAUGAAGAUGAUGAUCAUUGGAGCUCAGGGCGUCUUCUUCAACAGUCUUUUCGUCUCUUACCUCAUCUCCCCUAAGAUUGUCCACCGAUUUGUCGGAUAUCUUGAGGAGGAGGCCGUCCAUACCUACACCCGCUGCAUCAAGGAGAUUGAGGACGGUAACCUGCCCAAGUGGAAUGACCCCAAGUUUGGCAUUCCCGACAUUGCUGUCCAGUACUGGCAAAUGCCCAAGGAGCACCGAACGAUGAAGGACCUGAUCCUUUACAUCCGGGCUGACGAAGCCGUCCACCGAGGUGUCAACCACACACUCGGUAACCUCAACCAAUCCGAAGAUCCGAACCCCUUUGUCAGCGAGUUCAAGGACCGAGAGGUUCCCAGGCCUGCCCUAAAGCCCGCUGGAUACGAACGAGCCGAUGUCAUCUAA
Fusarium keratoplasticum is the source of this 1158-nucleotide messenger RNA. RefSeq names its product Alternative oxidase. Gene Ontology annotation, molecular function: alternative oxidase activity. NCBI's taxonomy places the organism in Eukaryota, Fungi, Ascomycota, Sordariomycetes, Hypocreales, Nectriaceae. The coding region runs from base 88 to 1158 and encodes 356 amino acids. Gene Ontology annotation, biological process: alternative respiration. The record is from RefSeq and is a predicted model, not a curated record. The transcript has 3 exons. Gene Ontology annotation, cellular component: mitochondrion.